Penaeus vannamei (Pacific white shrimp) is the source of this 3069-nucleotide messenger RNA. Lineage: Eukaryota; Metazoa; Arthropoda; Malacostraca; Decapoda; Penaeidae. The record is from RefSeq and is a predicted model, not a curated record.
AUGGACAUUGGAACAAAGGAUGAGAUUAAGAUUAAGACACGCUCUACCACACGCCCCCUGCAACACGCCCUACCAGCACCGCCCCUGCCAACACGCCCCUGCAACACGCCCCUACCACAACGCCCCCUGCAAACACGCCCCUACCACACCGCUCCCUGCAACACGCGCCCCUGCAACACGCCCCUGCCCACACGCCCCUGCAACACGCCCCUACCACACGCCCCUGCAACACGCCCCUGCAAAACACGCCCCUACCCCCACCGCCCCUGCAACACGCCCCCGCAACACCGGCCCUUUACGCACACGCCCCCAACACGCCCCUGCCAAAACAACCCCCCCCGCCCCUGCCACCACGCCCCUUGCAACACGCCCCUGCACACGCCCCUUACCACACGCCCGUUACACACGCCCCUGCAACACGGCCGCCUAGCCACCACGCCCAAGUGCAACAGCGGCCCCUGUAACACGCCCCUACCACACGCCCCUGCAACACGCCCGCACACGCCCCUGCAACACGCCCCCUACCACACGCCCCUGCCAACACGCCCCUACCACACGCCCCUGACAACACGCCUCCUACACACGCCCCUGCAACACGCCCCUGCAAACACGCCCACCACACGCCCCCUGCAACACGCCCCUACCACACGCCCACUGCAACACGCCUUCCUACCACACGCACCCAGCAACACGCCCCUGCAACCACAAACCCCUACCCACCCCCUGCAACACGCCCCCGCAACACGGCCUACCACACCCCCGCAACACGCCCCUGCACACGCCCCUGCCACAACGCCCCUGCAACACGCCCCUGCCACACGCGCCUACCACACGCCCGUUACCACACGCCCCAUGCAACACGCCCCUACCACACGCACCCCCCGCAACACGCACCUACCACCACGCCCCUGCAACCACCGCGCCCUGCCCACCACGCCCUGCAACACCACGCCCUACCAACAACGCCCCUUGCCAACACGCCCCUACCACACGCCCCUGCAACACGCCCCACCACACGCCCCUGCAACACGCCCCUGCAACACGCCCCUACACACGCCCCUGCAACACGCCCCUACAACAGCCCCUGCAACCGCCCCUACCCACGCCCCCUACACGCCCCUGCAACACACCCCUUGCAACACGCCCCUACCACACGCCCCUGCCAACACCGCCCCCUACCACACGUCCCUGCAACACGGCCCCUACCAUACGCCCCUGCAACACGCCCCCCUACACACGCCCCUGCAACACGCCUACCCGCAACACGCCCCUACCCCACGGCCCCUAUGCCAGCUGCACGCCCCUACCACAGCGUCCCUGCCAAACAGGCCCCUUACCAACGCCCCUGCAACACGCCACCUGCAACACGCCCCUACCACACGCCCGUGCAACACGCCCCUACCACACGCCCCGUGCCACACGCCCCUGCAAACACGCCGCCUACCCACCCACGCCCCUACCACACGCCCCUUGCAAAACACCCGCCCCUGCAACACGCCCCUGCAACCACCCCCCUACCACACGCCCCUGCCACACGCCCCUGCAAACACGCCCCUACACACGCCCCUACCACACGCCCCUGCAACCACGCCCCUGCAAACACGCCCCUGCAACACGACCCCCGCAACACGCCUCUGCAAUACCGCCCUACCACACGCCCUCUGCAACCACGCCCCUGCAAACACGCCCCUUACCACACGCCUGCAACACGCCUGGCAACACGCCCUGCAACACGCCCCUUGCCAACACGCCCCUACCACACCCCCUGCCAACACGCCCCUGCAACACGCCCCUGCCACACGCCCCUGCAACACAACCACUCAACACCCCCUGCAACACGCCCCAUACCACACGCCCGCCACAGGCCCCUGCAACACGCGCCCUGGCAAACACGCCCCUGCCAACCACGCCCCCGCAACACCGCCCCUGCCAAACCGCCCCUACCACACGCCCCGCAACAACGCCCUGCAACACGCCCCUUACCACACGCCCCUGCAACACGCCCCAUGCAACACCGCUGCCAACACUGCCCCUGCCACACGCCCCUCACCACACGCCCUUGCCACGCCCCACUGCUGCAACACGCCCCUACCACACGCCCCUGCAACACGCCCCUACACCACGCCCCUCAACACGCCCCCAUACACCGCCCUACCACACGCCCCGCAAACACGCCCCUACACAACGCCCCUGCCCCGCCCACGCCCUACCAACGCCCUGCAACACGCCCCUGCACCACGCCCCUACCACACGCCCCUGCAACACGCCCCUACCACACGCCCCUGCAACACCGCCCCUGCAACACGCCCCUACCACACGCCCCCUCCCCUGGCCCCUACACACGCACCCCUGCAACACGCCCCUACCACACGCCCCUGCAAACACGCCCUGCAACACGCCCCGCCACACACGCCCUGCCAACACCCCCCGCAAACACGCCCCUCCACCGCCCUGGCAACACGCCCCUACCACACGCCCCUGCAACACGCCCCUGCAACACGCCCCCUACCACACGCCCUGCAACACGCCCCUACCAACACGCCCCUGAACACGCCCCUGCAACACGCCCCUACCACACGCCCCUGCAACACGCCCCUACCACACGCAACGCCCUGCAACACGCCGCCUGCAACACGCCCCUACCACCACGCCCCUGCAACACGCCCUGCAACCGGCAACACCCCUGCAACACAACACGCCCCUGCAAACACCCCCUACCACACGCCCCUGCAACACGCCCCUGCAACACGGCCACACACGCCCCUGCAACAAACACGCCCCUGCCAACACGCCUGCAACACGCCCCUGCCCACUUUACCACACGCCCCUGCAACACAGCCCCUGCAACACAACACCGCCCUGCACAGCCCCUACCACACGCCCCUGCAACACGCCCUGCAACACGCCCCUACCACACGCCCUGCAACACGCCCUGCAACACGCCCUGCAACACGCCCCAAACACGCCCCUACCACACAACCCUGCAAAACGCCCUGCACACGCCCUGCCACACGCCCGCAACACCGCCCCUACCACACGCCCCGCCAAACGCCCUGCAACACGCCCUAA